Molecule: messenger RNA, 1626 nt
Organism: Herpailurus yagouaroundi (jaguarundi)
Lineage: Eukaryota; Metazoa; Chordata; Mammalia; Carnivora; Felidae
Gene: OAF
Product: out at first homolog
Exons: 5
Coding region: 1-822 (273 amino acids)
Source: RefSeq, a predicted model, not a curated record
AUGUCAAAUGAGGGCGAGAACCUCGGGUCACCUCUCCUGACCCAAGACAGUCGAAAGGCUGAAGGCGAGGGCGUGGGCGCGGGGCCGGGCGCGCCGGCCGAGCUGCGGGUCCGCGUGCGGCUGCCCGACGGCCAGGUCACCGAGGAGAGCCUGCAGGCGGACAGCGACGCGGACAGCAUCAGCCUCGAGCUGCGCAAGCCCGACGGCACCCUCGUCUCCUUCACCGCCGACUUCAAGAAGGACGUGAAGAUCUUCCGAGCCCUGAUCCUGGGGGAGCUGGAGAAGGGGCAGAGUCAGUUCCAGGCACUCUGCUUUGUCACCCGGCUGCACCACAAUGAGAUCAUCCCCAGCGAGGCCAUGGCCAAGCUUCGACAGAAGAACCCACGGGCAGUGCGGCAGGCUGAGGAGGUGCGGGGCCUAGAGCACCUGCACAUGGACAUCGCCGUCAACUUCAGCCAGGGGGGCCUGCUGAGCCCCCAUCUUCGCAACGUGUGUGCCGAGGCCGUGGAUACCAUCUACACCCGCCGGGAGGACGUCCGCUUCUGGCUGGAGCAAGGUGUGGACGGCUCCGUGUUUGAGGCUCUGCCGGAGGCCUCGGAGCAGGUGCACCUGUCCCGCUGCGGGCAGGUGGGGGAUGGCGGGAAGCCCUGUGUCUGCCGCUACGGCCUGAGCCUGGCCUGGUACCCCUGCGUGCUCAAGUACUGCCACAGCCGUGACCGGCCGACCCCCUACAAGUGCGGCAUCCGCAGCUGCCGAAAAAACUACAGCUUCGACUUCUCUGUGCCCCAGCGGCAGCUGUGUCUCUGGGAUGAGGACCCCUAGCGGGCUGGGGUGAGAGGGGGCCAUCUCUGAGUUCGCUGCUCUGGGUCCACCGCCCUUCCCCCAGCCACUGGAGGGGGUGGCCGCCCCCCACCGAGGCCUUACCUCCCUUCUCUUCCCUUGAUCCCGGAGCCUCUGGCCCCAUCACUCAAGACCGUGAAAAGGGGUGUGGCAUGGCAGGGGUUAACUCAUGAAGGCAGCCCCCACUCCCACCCUGUGCCUCCCUUGGGGACAGAGAGAAGGGGGUUCUCCGGGUGGGUCCCCCUCCCCUUCAUCUCCCCCGAAGUGUUCUCUUUCAAGCAAACAAAAUGUGAUGGCCCGUGAUUCCGUUGAACUCUUUGAAGGUUUAGACCCGAAAAGGUGUCUGUGCCUGUUACACCGACCUCCCCCCCGCCCCCCCCCCACACACACACGCACCCCCACUCCCCCAUCUGGAAGGAGCUGGCUGGCCCCUCUGCACCAUCAAAUGCCCAACGAGGAGGGGACCACGUCCCAGUGAGGGGGCCGUCGGGGACCAUUGCCAUAGCCCCUCCACCAGAUCACAGUGCAUUCUGCUCAUUGCUGUCCUCCCGACACUGGGGCAGGUGAGGGCCUCCCAGCCCGGACACAAACCACACGUGCCUUUCCCCAGACCCAGACUCUGUUGGGAGAGCAGGCCCCAGCUUCCCUCCUCGAGACGGAAAUAUUUUUUGUAAAGUUCUGGGGCGGGGGGGAGCACGAAGUAUGAGGAAAACUUGAAUUCCAGAUUUUUAAUGCAAAGUAUUUAUCAUUUGUACCAGAAAUAAAAGUUUAGAUUUUUAUUUGACA